Messenger RNA from Pogoniulus pusillus (Red-fronted tinkerbird), 3041 nucleotides. RefSeq names its product tectonic family member 1 (gene TCTN1). Gene Ontology annotation, cellular component: MKS complex. Gene Ontology annotation, biological process: protein localization to ciliary transition zone; cilium assembly. The transcript has 14 exons. Lineage: Eukaryota; Metazoa; Chordata; Aves; Piciformes; Lybiidae. The record is from RefSeq and is a predicted model, not a curated record. Bases 391 to 1650 code for a protein of 419 amino acids.
AGCGAGGCGGGUCCCACAGCCAGCGCGGCGACCCCCGCGGCGCCAUCAGAGACCCUCACCGCCCCCCCGGCUCGGCCUCACGGCAGCCCGGCCCCAGUGACGGACGUUACCAAACUGUGUGUUUGUGAUCUGCUGGUGGCACAGUGUGAUGUAAAUUGCUGCUGUGACCCUGAUUGCAGCGCUGCUGAAUUCAGUCUCUUUACUACAUGUUCAGUCCCCAUUGUCAUAGGUGACAGCCGUCUCUGUAGUCAGAAAGCUGCUGUGUAUUCACUUGAUGUUGAAGCAAAUCCACCAGAAGUGAUAUUUAAAUUAAUUGACCAAGUCAAUCCCAGUGUUUUCUGCAUUCAUGCUACAAACUAUGAGCAAGCACUCUCCUUCAGCUCCCCCAAAAUGCCUACAUCUGAAAAUUUUGAUCAGUUGCUUAAAGAGUUUGGAAGUGCUGCUUUCAGUACUGGGCCUCAUGGCUGGGAUGUGAAUACAGACACACAAAAUCCUUCUGAUGCAAAUGGAAUUUACAGAUACAAGUAUGGUGUUCCUAUACAGACAGUGGAUGCAUUUCUGAGACUGCCUAGUCCUGUUGUCUCCUCUUGGUGCUCUGAUGCAAAUCCUGCAGGGUUUUUAGUAAACCAGGUUACAAAAUGCACUAGAUCAGUAAGUGUGGAAAACUGUGGUGAUAUCCCAGCAAUUAGUAUGCUGUUCUACAUCAACUCCAGCAUUUUAGCAGUGCCCAAAUCAAGUCAGAUGGUGAAUAUCACUGUCCAAUCUGCAGCUGUCCAGUCCCCAGAUGGAAUGCGGACUUUACUUGGUGGUGGUGGUGAUGUCCUCAGGCUCCCUGAGAUUCUGGAGGGACUAUGCAUAAAUAUAGUUCUUGGGGUGAGUUAUCACAUUACAUACACAGAGGCAGGAGAAAUAAUAGAAGCAGCUGCUGCUUUUGUCCUGGGGACAAUUAAUGAAGAAGCACUUUCCAUACAGCAGAGCUUUGAAAUCAGCUUUACUCAGGCAAAUACAGAGCCAGUUCCUCUCAGUGGUAACCCUGGUUAUGUCACUGGACUGCCUAUAAGAGCAGGCUACCGGCCACAAGGAUCUGGCAUCAUUCAGACUACUAACAAAUUCAACCAGCUCACCCUUCUGCAGAGCACAUCCAGCCAGGACUGUCUGGCAGCACAGGGAGCCAGAACCCCAAUAUUAUUUGGUUACAACAUGGUAGCAGGUUGUACCUUACGAAUUACAGCAGCUAUGAAAUGUCAGCCCUUGGCUCAGACCCUCCUAGAUUUACUGAAGGGACAAAGCUUCCCUCAGUAUGUGGCCUCCUUUGGAAAUUCUCAAGCCCAGGAUGUGCUCGACUGGGUGCCAAUAACUCACCUCCAAAUCUCAGAACAAAGCUCAUGCCAAAUACCAGUAUCACUUGAAAUAGAAGUGAAGUGGACUAAAUAUGGAUCCCUUGUCAAUCCACAAGCCAGGAUAGUCAAUGUUACAGCAACAAUCACUACCACCACACUGAAGCAGCUUCCCUCAGGAAGGGAAAGGACUAUUCCUGUAAUGAGUUCUGUUGUUUUCACUGAUGUUUCUUCACCUGCAGUACCAGGCUAUAAAGCUUGGCCUACCAUUAAUGUGAAGUUACCCUUUGACUUUUUCUUUCCAUUUGCCUGAGGUAAGUAUGGAUUAGAAACCCCAACCAAGCCACAGUUCUGCUUUUUUGGCCAUUUCUUGAAGCCAGUUACUGUGAGGGACCAUCACUUCCUCCUAAAUUGUAGACACACUGGGCUAAAAUUGGCCAAGGGAGUAAAGGUGAGCUCUUGUGAGGGUUCUCAGAAGCUUUGGAUAAAAAAAAACAACCAAAACACAUUAAAUGGAAAUCUCCCAAUUACAGAUCUGCCAAAAGCUGCAGUGUGAACAUGGUGGUGGCUCUGGCUGGCCAGUCAGCAGGUGUGCAGCCACCAUCAGAUGCUCUCAAGCAACUCCAGUCCAAGCUGCCUGCCUGGCAAUGUGGAGACAGGAGAGGGAAAGGAAGAGCACAGUGAAGUGAUACAGCUCCAUGGAAAAUGAGGCUUCAUUCUUCUGUGAACAGCAGAGCUGCAUUGUUAAUUAAAGCAAUCCUGCUAUUAGAUAAGGCCUCUGCUUUAUCUGCAUUCAUAGAUGAAUAAGCCACAUAUUUCUAGCUAUUUUCCCCAAACCACUAAUUAAUUACCUUUCUUUAAUGAUCCAAGCCAUUAAAUGAUGCUUUCAGAAAAACUCAAUGACCCUUCCAGCUGCCUCUGGCUGAAAUCAAUUGGAGGUGCCUGCCAUAGUCAAGCAGCUUUCCGAAGUCCCACUUACUGAGCCCUACUCAGUAUAAAACAGCCUCUCCACAGGGACCUUCUAGUACCUAGAAAAGUUCAGGUUGUGUCCAAACACCAGCCUGGACCUUUAGAAUAUGCUCUUUAAUGGCUAUUCUGAAAUCAAACUGUUCCCAGCAGUCCACUCACCUCCAUCUGUCCUUAUAUAUUCCACUUUUAACGUGUUGAUUUAUGAGCUGUGGAAACAAAGAACUUUGCAGCCCAACAGGCUGCAAAUGAACACAAACUGGAAAAAGAGAGAAUUCAGUACUGUAGCUCAGAUCUGCUGGGGAGAAGAAAGCAUUUUCUGACAUAAGGUAGCACAGGUUUGCCUCUAUUUUGGUGCCAAUUUGAUUGUCAGCUAAGGGGAGGGGUGCAUUGGUAUUUUUGAAAGGGAUGUUACAUAAAUAACAAAGUGGCAGAAGCAGCAACAGAAAGGAGGAAACUACCAAGGGCAUGAGAAGAAUGGUUGGCAAAGAAGAGACAUACUAGCGAUGAGUGGUCAGCUGGGAGAAGGAAUUACCUGCUCAGCCUGGAUUCUUAUCGUGUGUCCUUUGAGUUUUACAAGAUGUUGCAAACAAAGGACAUAAUCACAGAAGAAAGAAAAGAAAUUUCAACUGAGUGACCCUUUUGUGGCUGUUUAGCUUGUAAAGAUGGGUCUUUAUUAAAUUAUUUUGCAGCUUUGACUGUACAUUUGUCCAAUAAAGGUCAUAUGAAAUCACUGUU